AUGACAGUGCAGAGGAGCAAGUGCUGCGCGGCUCAUGUGGCCGCUGUGGUCGCCUUGCAACUGAUCGGCAUGGUGGCAAUGCCACUCAGCUUCCCGUCGGUCAACGUGAGUACUUUUCAGGUGGCCAUAAACUUGCACACUGCCGCUUCGGUGGCUUCUUUUGGCAUUAACACAGUAACGGUACUAGUAGAAUUCUUCUGUAACUUCAGCAAGUACAGAAGAAUGCUACGGCUGCUACAGGAAUACAAAGGCCAGCAGACUGAUCUGGGACUGAGUGUUAAAUCGAGCAUAGGCUUUGGCUGGAAGAUAGCACCUUUUGUAAGCACCAUAGUUGUGCUCUUAAUGUUUAUGAAUAUACUGUCCUUUCAGGACAAAAUAUACUCGUUUGUUAUUAUGUCAGCUCAGUUUGUCAAUGCUUGUGUGACCACGAUGAAUAUGUACAAGUUUUAUUUCCUGCUCCUGUUCAUAAGAAGCAAAAUGUGUGAUCUGAAGCGAUGUGUGUCUGAGAUGGAUGUAGCACAUCCAUCAAGAAUCUUCCCCACCAACCUAGCACUGUCGCACUUCGGGACUAAUGACGAGAACGGCCAGCUGGACUCUUGUUGCCAGCAAGUGAGGUGCGCCAGACUGGCGUUCGAGACACUUUGCGAGCUCGCGAAGGAGGUGUGGCGCGCGCACCAGCUGUUCCUGGCGCUGCAGGUGCCGCUGAUGCUGCUGCGCUCGACGGCGUACAUGUACAUCACUGUGGCGUCGCUGGCGGCUGGCUGGGCUCCGUUUCUGGACGCGCACCACCUGCAGCUGUGGCUGGCCUUGCUGCACGAGCUGGCAACGCUGCUCACGGUUCUGGUGCCGGCGCACGUGGCCGCCCGCGAGGCGCUCGGCACAGCCGACGUGGCAUCACGGCUGCUGCUGCAGGCGCCACCUGGCGGCUGCCUCGAGCGCGAGCUUCUGCUCUUCCUGCGACAGGUCGAGCGCCGCGCUCCCAAGUUCAGCGUCUACGGCAUCGUGCAGCUCGACCUAAAGUUCCUCGCCGCCUUCGUCUCAGUUCUCACCACAUACACCGUCAUCCUCCAUUCAGUCAAGUGA
Messenger RNA from Schistocerca cancellata (South American locust), 1083 nucleotides. RefSeq lists its product as uncharacterized. NCBI's taxonomy places the organism in Eukaryota, Metazoa, Arthropoda, Insecta, Orthoptera, Acrididae. The coding region runs from base 1 to 1083 and encodes 360 amino acids. Gene Ontology annotation, biological process: sensory perception of taste. The record is from RefSeq and is a predicted model, not a curated record. The transcript has a single exon. Gene Ontology annotation, cellular component: membrane.